GUCACCUCCCACUUUCCACAUCCCCACCCCCCCGUCUCCUUCUGUUCUCCUCUAAGAUGCCUCCCGAGAGCAAAUCUCCCAUCGACAAGCUAAUGGGUGCGGGCGCCUCCAUGUUUCGCCGGGGAUUCAACUCCUCCAAAUGCAAGACGGAGGCGAAGCUGGCGAUGGCGAGGAUAAAGCUGCUGAGGAACAAGAGGGAGGUGCAGGUAAGGCAGAUGAGGCGCGACAUCGCCAUGCUUCUCCAGUCCCGCCAGGAGGACACCGCCAGGAUCCGGGUAGAACAUGUGAUUAGAGAACAAAACGUUAUGGCGGCCAAUGAGAUCAUUGAACUUUUCUGUGAGCUGAUUGUGGGGCGCCUUCCAAUCAUUGCAAAACAGAGGGAUUGUCCCGCAGAUUUAAAAGAAGGUAUUUCUAGUUUGAUAUAUGCUGCUCCGAGGUGCUCGGAAAUCCCAGAACUUAGCCGAAUUCGUGAUAUCUUUGAAAAGAAGUAUGGAAAGGAUUUUGUAUCUGCAGCAACAGAUCUACGACCUAACUCUGGUGUGAAUUGUAUGCUGAUCGAGAAACUAUCUGUUAGAAAACCUACUGGUGAAGUAAAGCUGAAAAUCAUGAAGGAAAUAGCAAAGGAAUAUCAGAUCAAAUGGGACGCAACAGAAUCUGAGACUGAACUUCUCAAGCCCCCAGAAGAACUUCUAGAAGGGCCUCGCUUGUUUGUUAGUGCCUCCAGCAUCCCUGCGAAGCCUACUCAUCCACCAAGCAAUGUGCAACUGAAUAAGCCUACUCAUCCACCAAGCAAUGUGCAGCUGAAUAAGCCUACUCUCAGGGAGGGUUCUAGUAUGCAGUUCAAGGAUACAGCUUCAGCUGCUCGAGCAGCUGCAGAGUCUGCAGAGAAAGCUGUUUCUGCUGCACAAGUUGCAGCAUACCUUGCCAAACGGAACUCUCAUCCAUCUGAUCAUAAAGCAGUUACUAUUGACACCAAUGCAGAUGGAGUGCAAACAAGAUCUUUAGAUUCUUCUGCUCAAUCCUCUGUGACAAAUGAUUCUUCAGUCAAUGAGUUCAAUUCAAGGAGCAUGAAUACUACCAAUUGGGAUGAUAAAAAGAUUCCUAGAAGGAACAGUUGCACUGUGCGGAAGGUGAAUUCAGAUAUAAGGUUUGAUGACUCAGAUGGAUUAGAAUCAGAAAUUGAUGAAGAAAUAGACUUGGAAACAUCAACAGAAACUCACCCUCCUCCUAAUCGCCCUCCUCCUACACUGCGUCGGCAUAGCGAUCACUUUGAAGAAAAAAAUCCUGCUGAUGAUAAAUCAAAUACAGGCACGGUCAACUCUAUUUUUCGAGUUCAUCCAAAGUUGCCCGACUAUGAAGAACUUGCUGCUCGCUUCGAAGCACUCAAACAGCGCAGGUCUUGAAAAUAUAUGUAGUUGAAGUAAAGCCUCUAAAGUUGCAUUAGAUGUAUCUACAUUUAUAUUUCUGAAGCACUCAAUAAACAAUUCUUGAGUACAUUUGCUUAAAAGCAAAGUCUAUAGUGGUGCCAUUUGCAUCUCUAUUUACAUAUUUUGUUAUGUAAGUUUUGGUCGGGAACAUAAUUAUGAAUGAAUUCAUUGGUGGUUAAUGAGUAAAGAUGGUCGUUCUCAU
Molecule: messenger RNA, 1629 nt
Organism: Phoenix dactylifera (date palm)
Lineage: Eukaryota; Viridiplantae; Streptophyta; Magnoliopsida; Arecales; Arecaceae
Biological process (GO): protein transport
Source: RefSeq, a predicted model, not a curated record